AUGGCCGCGUCGCGCCUUCCGCAGAAGUCAGAAGCGAAUUCCCCGUGUUCCUGGGUAGAGCUCCACUUCAGCAGUAAUGGGAAUGGCAGCGGAAACACUGCCACUCCGACCGGCCAAGAACAAGUACCAGCCUCGAUUUCCAUUCACAAUGGCGACAUGGAGAAAAUACUCCUGGAUGCUCAGCAUGAGUCUGGAAGAAGCAGUUCAAGAGAAAGUUCGCAUUGCGACAGCCCUCCUCGUUCCCAGACACCUCAGGACAGUCACAGAGCUUUGGAAAUAGAGAGUCACAGCAGCGGAGAAAAGAAUAGCUUUCAGUCUGAAGAAGAUUUUCUUGAAAGGAGGAAAGAAGUAGAACGGCUCCUGAAGAAGAAUGCAGAUUGGAUAUGGGAUUGGUCCAGCAGGCCGGAGAACAUCCCACCCAAGGAAUUCCUUUUUAAACAUCCCAGGCGCACAGCUACUCUCAGCAUGAGAAAUACCAGUGUAAUGAAGAAAGGGGGGAUAUUCUCCGCAGAAUUUUUGAAGGUUUUUCUUCCAUCUCUGCUGCUUUCUCAUCUGCUUGCCAUUGGACUAGGGAUUUACAUUGGAAGGCGCCUUACGACCACGGCUUCCAGCAGUACCUUCUAG
Messenger RNA from Charadrius vociferus (killdeer), 624 nucleotides. It is a transcript of the gene BNIP3, whose product is annotated as BCL2/adenovirus E1B 19kDa interacting protein 3. Bases 1 to 624 code for a protein of 207 amino acids. The record is from RefSeq and is a predicted model, not a curated record. Gene Ontology annotation, cellular component: nucleus; mitochondrial outer membrane; mitochondrial envelope. Gene Ontology annotation, biological process: mitochondrial outer membrane permeabilization; positive regulation of apoptotic process. The transcript is spliced from 6 exons. NCBI's taxonomy places the organism in Eukaryota, Metazoa, Chordata, Aves, Charadriiformes, Charadriidae.